AUGCCAGCCAAAAUCCCUGAGUCUGACACUGAAGCCCCUUCAAAUAUCAAUGACGAUGAAAUUAAGGAAACUACCACGAUACUUCAUCCUCACCCCAAGGGCACUUACACCACUACCUCAUUCCAAAUCUUACUGCUUGACUCGUUGCCAGUCCGCCUCCGGAUACUCCAUCUCUUGACCAGUUUGAACACACAAAUCUCUUACUUGGAUGUCCUUGCCUUGAGUUCAGAACUCAGCAAUGUGUCUCAGGCAUACCACAGUUUCAUGAAGGAUAAUCAAAGUUCCAGCAUAACGCCAUUCCACCGAAACCUACUUGACUGGUUCGUGCGUCGAUUCAUGAUCCCUCUGCAUUGUCACUUUACAAAUAAAGCCCGCACAAACCCAUUAUUCACCUUCUCAUUAAAAGUCAGCCUGGAAACAGCCAUGACUAUCAUGUCGCCUGAACCAGAUGACGGCUUCUCCAAACUAAUGGUCAAUGGUGGGGGCUUAUUCAGAGAGGGUAUCUGGUGCGCGAUGGCUGUCCUUACCACUGAGCUCCUAGCCCAGCUCGAAGCUCAACACAUGGACGGAACAUUGCACCGCAACUGCGACUAUAUUAUUCUUCUCAAGCAGUCUGUCAAUAACUUGAUUACUCUCUCUUCUGAGCGGAUUCGCUAUGGAGAGACAAAUAUCAAGGGCCAUAUGUUUCUCAGCAUGAUCUUGGCGAAGGUCGAGGCAGUGGAAACGGGCGCCGAUUGUGAAUUGGCUAUGGCACGGAGUGCGAAAGACAGCCUUGAAUUCUGCCAUGGCCUUUUAUUAGCUCAGGCUGACUCUUCACUGUUGGGAAUUGCCGACAAUGGUAGAUUUGCAUCCGGGUCAAGUCUUGAUGAUGGGUCCGAAAGUCCUGGUUCUGGAUACGACUUGGACUUGGACUGGGGCUUUCUUUUGCCAGAUGCUGGGUUUCCUUGA
Messenger RNA from Penicillium crustosum, 948 nucleotides. RefSeq lists its product as uncharacterized. The transcript has a single exon. The record is from RefSeq and is a predicted model, not a curated record. Lineage: Eukaryota; Fungi; Ascomycota; Eurotiomycetes; Eurotiales; Aspergillaceae. Gene Ontology annotation, cellular component: nucleus. Gene Ontology annotation, biological process: regulation of transcription by RNA polymerase II. Bases 1 to 948 code for a protein of 315 amino acids. Gene Ontology annotation, molecular function: DNA-binding transcription activator activity, RNA polymerase II-specific; RNA polymerase II cis-regulatory region sequence-specific DNA binding.